AUGUCCAAGCCCGCACAGCGCACCGUGCUCAACCUCGGCAACCUGCCGCCCAAGCGCGAGGGCUUCGGCUCGGCCGGCUCCUACCCGCGCACGCCGUCGCGCGUCGACCCGAACAACCCGCCGUGGCCCGCGUACCGCGGCUACCACGAGUUCUCCUUCGCGCACGAGACGAUGGGCAAGCGCCUGCCCACCAUCCUCGGCAAGGCCAUCGACGACACGAUCCGCACGCUCAACGAGCAGAGCGACGAGGAGCGCAUGGUCGACCUGCUCAAGUGCAUCGAGCGCAUGCAGGUGCUGAUGAAGGACCUGCAGAACAACGCCAAGCUGCGGCCGAUCAUCGACGACGGCGAGGGCGACGUGGCACUGUGGAACAAGGAGCUGGCGCGCUACUUCCGCGGCAAGACGUUCAUGGAUGCCCCGUGGUUCUUCGCCGAGGCGUACAAGUACCGCCGCCUGCAUGAGUGCUUCUCCAUCUCCAAGUACUGGAAGGACUACGACGUCUUCUUCCGCCAGAAGUGCGACACCUUCUCGCGCUCGUCGACGGCCGUGUUUGAGCUGUCCACGCGCUUCGCUGAGCCGUUCCACUACGAGGCCAACGCGUCGGACGCCGAGAAGCUUGAGGCGCGCAAGCUCGUCUUCCACGAGCUGACGCAGGUGUGCCUCUGGGGCAACGCCACGGACCUCAGCCUGCUCAUCAACAUGACCGAGGAGGACAUCAAGAACCUGCAGAGCACCGGCGGCGAGCACCUCGCCGCGACGGAGAAGAACAUCCUCGGCAACCACAUCGAGCGGAUCUGGAACAUGCUGUCGAAGAUGAAGGACGGCCGCAUCGACUUCGUGCUCGACAACGCCGGCUUCGAGCUGUACUGCGACUGCGUCUACGCCGACUGGCUCAUCCAGUCGGGCAUCGCCAAGCAGGUGCGCUUCCACGGCAAGCGCUUUGCGUGGUUCGUGUCGGACGUGACGCGCAAGGACUGGGACUGGCUCCUCAACAGCAUGAUGUACGGCUCGCUCUUCCCCGACGGCUCCGACGCCGAGCUGGCGUCGCUCAAGCAGCUCGCGACGCGCUGGAAGGGCUACGAGAACGAGGGCCAGUGGAUCUACGAGCAGCACCCCUUCUGGUGCACGGGCUACUCGUUCUGGUCGCUGCCCAGCGAGGCGCCCGACCUGUUCCUGCACCUGUCCGAGAGCGACUGCGUGUACUUCAAGGGCGACCUCAACCACCGCAAGCUCACGUACGACUGCCAGGCGCCGUCGCAGACGCCCUUCGACAUUGCCAUUGGCCCGCUCGCCAGCGAGGACGGUGCGCCGCCGGUCGUGUCGCUGCGCACGAUCAAGUCCGACGUCGUCGUCGGCGUGCCGGAGGAGGUGUCGAAGCGCCUCGACGAGGAGGAGAAGGGCUGGCGCAUCAGCGGCAAGUACGCCGUUGUGCUCGUGUCCGACGGCGACACGGAGCGCCGCCCCGUGCGCUUCGAGGACGGCAACAAGUAA
Molecule: messenger RNA, 1491 nt
Organism: Tilletiopsis washingtonensis
Lineage: Eukaryota; Fungi; Basidiomycota; Exobasidiomycetes; Entylomatales
Product: DUF89-domain-containing protein
Exons: 8
Coding region: 1-1491 (496 amino acids)
Biological process (GO): DNA damage response
Cellular component (GO): nucleus; cytoplasm
Molecular function (GO): phosphatase activity
Source: RefSeq, a predicted model, not a curated record